Molecule: messenger RNA, 181 nt
Organism: Diversispora eburnea
Lineage: Eukaryota; Fungi; Glomeromycota; Glomeromycetes; Diversisporales; Diversisporaceae
Source: the annotation of a GenBank genome assembly
AUGCCACCUGAUGAUUAUAUAAAUACAUUAGAACAGGCAUGGUCUAUUGCGAUACCUCAAAUGACGGCUUUUGAAAAUACAAAUGCAGGAGACUUUAAUGAUGCUGUUAAAUGUAAUGUUUUAAAAAGUAAGGUAGGAGGUAAAUUUGCUCCAGUACCAGCUAAUGAUCCCUUUACUUAUG